Molecule: messenger RNA, 1295 nt
Organism: Prosopis cineraria
Lineage: Eukaryota; Viridiplantae; Streptophyta; Magnoliopsida; Fabales; Fabaceae
Product: manganese-dependent ADP-ribose/CDP-alcohol diphosphatase
Molecular function (GO): CDP-glycerol diphosphatase activity; ADP-ribose diphosphatase activity; 2',3'-cyclic-nucleotide 2'-phosphodiesterase activity
Source: RefSeq, a predicted model, not a curated record
GGGAAGAACUGAAGUGUCUGAAUCCAUUUAAAUAGACUCCCUUCUCAUCAACCCCACUUCCACAUCCUUACGCAAACGACAAACGGAGACUCGCGCUUCUUUCAUUGUCAAGCUUCUCCAACACAUUUUGCUCUCUCCGAUUUUAUUAUCACAGGAACUUGUAGAAGUAUGAACCAUGGGUACUUAUAAUGGACUAGCCAUUUCACAAGGGAGAGAACCUCUCUUUUCAUUUGGAUUGAUCUCUGAUGUCCAGCAUGCUGACAUUCCCGAUGGACGCUCCUUCCUUGGAGUUCCUCGGUAUUAUAGGCAUAGCAUUCUUGUAUUACAGAGAGCAGUGAAAAACUGGAAUGAUCUGCAGCAGCAUAAGUUUGUGAUAAAUUUCGGGGAUAUUGUCGAUGGAUAUUGUCCAAAAGAUCAAUCUUUUGAUACCGUAAAGAAAGUUGUGAAUGAAUUUGAGAUGUUCAAGGGACCCGUGUAUCAUAUGAUAGGCAAUCACUGUCUAUACAACCUUCCUCGCAGCAAGUUACUUCCGUUAUUGAAGAUUCAGAGUCCUGAGGGCCAUGCUUACUAUGAUUUUUCUCCUGUGCCAGGAUAUAGAUUUGUAGUUCUGGAUGGUUAUGACGUUAGUGCCAUCGGCUGGCCUCAAGAUCAUCCAAGAACAUUGGAGGCCUUGAAAUUCCUCCGACAACAUAAUCCAAAUGCAGAUAAGAACAGUCCAAUAGGUUUAGAGGGGCUUGAAAGGAGGUUUCUCAUGUUCAAUGGAGCUGUUGGAAAGGAACAGAUGGAAUGGCUGAAUGGUGUUCUUCAGGAAGCAACUGAAUUGAAACAGAAGGUGGUGGUCUGUUGCCAUCUGCCUCUGGAUCCUGGGGCCUCAACCGAAGCGGCACUAUUAUGGAACUAUGAUGAAGUAAUGGAUUUGAUACACCGAUAUAAUUGCGUCAAGGUCUGUCUAGCUGGACAUGAUCACAAAGGUGGAUACUCUAUUGAUUCUCAUGGAGUGCAUCACAGAGUUCUUGAAGCUGCCUUAGAAUGUCCUCCCGGCACAGAUGCGUUUGGAUAUGUUAAUGUUUAUGAUGACAGGAUAUCACUUGUUGUUGGCAAAAUGGAAAGUGUAGACAUGUAUUUUAAUCCUCAAGCAGAUUUGUCAUGACAGCAGGAAGACAUCAAUUGUUUAUAAUAUAUUACAUGGUACUGGCAUCUUAUUGUAAGUCCUACUUUGUGGGAAAUUUUAUAUUUCUUUAUAGCUAUCAAGACUUUCAUUUUGAUUAAUGGUGAAACGGCCACUUUCUGUCCAA